Molecule: messenger RNA, 3026 nt
Organism: Jatropha curcas
Lineage: Eukaryota; Viridiplantae; Streptophyta; Magnoliopsida; Malpighiales; Euphorbiaceae
Source: RefSeq, a predicted model, not a curated record
GUGAUUAAAGAUCACAUAAAAUUUGAAUGAUCUUUCUUUUCAGCUUCUUAGUGGGUAAUUGAAAGGGACACUGAAAUUACAUAUUAUUAUAUUCAGGUAGAUAAAAAGCUUUCAAAGCUAGGCUCUAAGCGUCCACCUACCCUGGACUAAGAGUCUUGCUUUAACCGGUCAAUUGCAUGCUGGACCCCUUAAAAUUCACUGUUUGCCACAGGGGAGAGGGCUAAAGACUUCAACUUUUUAAGUUAUUGACGAAAAUGGGAGAUCAUGAAACUUAUGGAGAAACUGAAGGGCAACCCAUUUUAUUUGGCUGUUUGCUGCGCCUCUAUGCUUUUGUUCUUAAAGAAUUCUUUUGCAGCUGACACCAUAACUCCAGGGCAGUCCAUUAAUGACAGCCAUACAAUAGUUUCACCCGGUCGAAAAUUUGAACUGGGCUUUUUCACUCCGGGCAAUUUAAAUGUUCAAUAUUUAGGAAUAUGGUACAAAAAUAUCCCACUCCGAACUAUUGUCUGGGUAGCAAAUAGAGACAAUCCUGUUACAAAUUCUUCUGGAUUCUUGACAUUCGAUGAUGAUGGAAAGCUGGUCAUUCUUAACAAAACAGGAAGCCUCGUAUGGUCAUCGAACUCCUCACACGCUGCAAGAAGACCAGUUGCACAGCUGCUAGACAAUGGAAACUUUGUUUUGAAAGAUGCAGAGGAUGGAAACACUGAGAACCACAUAUGGCAAAGUUUUGAUUAUCCAUCAGACACAUUGUUACCAGGGAUGAAACUUGGUUGGAACAGGAAAACUGGCCUGAAUCGACAUCUGACAUCAUGGAAAAGCUCGAGUGAUCCUUCUUCAGGAAACUACACGUAUACUUUGGAUCCUCACGGACUUCCUCAGCUUGUUCUUCGGAAAGGGUCUAGCAAGCAGUUUCGGACUGGGCCAUGGUAUGGUACUCGGUUUAGUGCUAUACCUGCUCUCGUGGCGAACCCAGUUUUCCAACCGAAAUUUGUAUACAAUGAUGAUGAAGUGUACUAUUUCUUCAUAAUGCAGAAAAACAUUAUUUCAAGGUUUGUUUUGAAUCAAUCAGGUUUGGUCCAGCACUUCUCGUGGAACGACAGACGCUCUAGUUGGAAUCUCAUGUUCGCAGUUCAAGGAGAUCGCUGUGACAAUUAUGGCCUGUGUGGUGCUUAUGGUAUUUGUUACAUUAGCAAUUCCACCAUUAUCUGUGAAUGUAUGAAGGGCUUUGAACCUAAAUCACCCAAAGACUGGGAGAUGUUAGAUUGGUCUGACGGAUGUGUUCCUAAGAAUCCACAUAUCUGUAUAAAUAAAGGGUUUAUAAAGUUAAGUGGAAUGAAACUGCCAGAUGCAUCAGAGUUUUUGGUCAAUGUAAGCACGAGUGUCGAAGACUGCAAGGAGAGUUGCUUGAAGAACUGCUCUUGUGUGGCUUAUGCAAAAUUGGACAUCAAUGGUACUGGCAAUGGUUGUGUGACUUGGACUAAAGAGUUGAUUGAUACAAGACAAGUAGGUGAUUAUGGGCAAGAUCUAUAUGUAAGAGUUUCAGCUUCAGAACUAGGUUCGAACAGUCCUGCUCUAGCCUCACUUGGAGCUGGGAUUGAGCCUUGGUCUUACUGGAAUCUCUAUUUUGAUUCAGAUGAUGCUAGCAUGUCCAAGGGAAGAAAUAUAGCCAUUACUCUGGUCAUAUCAGUGUUUUCGGCUGUGAUCAUCAUGGCAUUGAUCAGCUGCUUUGUGAUUUGGAAAAAGAGAACUAAUGCAGCAGCCAAUCAACCAGAUAAUGGAGUCACUGUUAGCAGAUCUGAAGAUCAGAGGGAUGACCUUGAACUCCCAUUAUAUGAAUUUUCCUGCAUCCAAACUGCCACCAACAACUUCUCUGUUGCAAAUAAGAUUGGAGAAGGUGGAUUUGGUCCUGUUUACAAGGGCGAGUUAGAAUAUGGACAAGAAGUAGCUGUGAAAAGACUUGGGGAGAAUUCUGGACAAGGUCUCCGAGAGUUCAAGAAUGAGGUUAUCUUGAUCUCCAAACUACAACAUCGGAAUUUGGUCAAGCUUCUCGGUUGUUGCAUCCAAGGAGAAGAAAGAAUGUUAAUCUACGAGUACAUGCCAAACAAAAGCUUGGACUCCUUAAUAUUUGAUGAAGGAAUGCGUGCUUUUCUCAACUGGCGAAAGAGGUUAGACAUCAUCAUAGGGAUAGCUCGUGGGCUUCUUUAUCUACAUAGAGAUUCAAGAUUGAGAAUAAUCCAUAGGGAUCUCAAAGCCAGCAAUAUUCUGUUAGAUGGUGAGUUGAAUCCCAAAAUUUCGGAUUUUGGAAUGGCAAGAAUAUUUGGUGGGGAUCAGACUGAAGGAAACACCAAGAGGAUUGUUGGAACUUAUGGUUAUAUGCCUCCAGAGUAUGCAAUAGAUGGAAACUUCUCUUUAAAAUCUGAUGUCUUCAGCUUUGGUGUUAUAGUGUUGGAGAUAGUGAGUGGUAAGAAAAACCGAGGGUUUUUUCACUCAGAUCACAAACUUAAUCUUCUGGGGCAUGCCUGGAAAUUAUGGAAUGAAGAGAAGGCCUUAGACUUAGUGGAUGAAUUGCUCGAGAAUGAAUUUCCUGCCUCUGAAGUGCUGAAAUGCAUACAAGUGGGUCUUUUAUGUGUCCAACUGCGGCCAGAGGAGAGGCCAACUAUGGCAUCUGCCCUCCUAAUGUUGGACACUGAGAACACACGUUUACCUCAACCUGGACGACCUGGUUUCUACGCUGAAAGGUGCCUUUCAGAGACAGAUUCAUCUUCAAUCGGAAAUUUGAUUUCUAAUGAAAUGACUGUCACGUUGUCAGAGGGUCGCUAGUAUUUCAUUUCUGCUACUGGCAUUCAUCCUUUUGUUUUGUUGUAGAAAUGGAGAACUAAUUUGUGCUACUGGUACUGGCAAUAUGCAAUGCUACAAUGUGUCAAAUUUCAAUCUGCAGGCACAACUCUUGUAUUUCCUCUUUUACAAUGCUGUAAUUUGAGCAGAUUUUGAAAUCAAAUAUACUGUUGGGUUAAGGAUCAUUUCUA